AUGACUGCAAAUCCAGCAGAAGUCAUUAAUAGUACUCAGAAAUCUACCUCACAACUUCUGUUCUUUGACACAUUAACAGCAAGUAAUUUUAGUAGCGACGAACUUCCAACAGAAUGUAUUAGAUUUCACCAACGUGUCGUUUUAUCUGAAAUAAGGGUAGUGCCAAAACAUUUUCGUCCGUUUAAAGGCAGUCGUAAAAAUGAUCAUGUAGGACAGACUUCCCCUAAUAAAUUUGACCUAAAUCUUCUUAUUCAUAAAACUCUUACUGCCGAUUCAGCUAAACCACCAGAAAAACGACCACCAACUUUACCUUUACACCCAUUAACAAUCUCUUUCGACGAAAAGAAGGGAUUCCUUAGCUAUGAUGUCACUUUACUGCCUGAAGCCACUACUCGUUUUAUAAUACUUCGUGGAAAUUACCAAAAUGUGACAUUAUGUAUUUAUGGAAGAGUUAUGGAAAUUAGCAAGCCUCAAUAUAUAAAAUCUAAGGAUAAAAUAGGUGCAUCUACAAUUUGCGAAAAAUCAUCAUCAAAGCUAAUCAUGGGUAAUAAUAUAGAGUUAAAAGUUGAAGAAAAUUCACUUGGAAAUAUACCUAUUAACAAAGAAGAAAAAAUUGAUGAAAUGGACUCUAUCGAACCUCUAGAGACUUAUAAUCAUGAUGUUAUAAUGGAAGGUGUUCAAGAAGAACAAAAUACCCCCGUAAUAGAUUCUACUUCAUCGGUACAAAUCCUUGACGAGCUAAAAGCUGUUGAAGGCCAAUUUGUAACAACAAUGGAAGAAGAUGCAUUCUAUUUAGAUGAUGGACAUAGAGAUACUAAUUCUGAUGCUGAUAAGAUAAGUGCAUUGUUGAACAAGGAUCGUGCUGGAGUUUUCAGAAUAUUGUCUCCUGCAAACGCUGUUGACUUUUCUGUUUGGAAUUUGGAUGAAAAAUUAAAUAAAGAUAUACUUGUGUAUCAUACAUCACCGGAUGAACCACUUUUAUCACAAGCUUCUAAGCCAAUAUUCAAAGAAGCUUGGGAUGAAUUUAACGUUUAUGUGAAACAAAUUCAUUUAUUCUUGUCUAAAAUGAAUAUUGAAAAUAAGAUGGACAUUAUCUCUUAUACGGAAGGAACUUCUACUGCAUUUGAAGAACUGCUCCAUCAACUCAGCAAUGUACUUGUGGAAGGAUUUCUCUGGGCAAAGUGCCAUAUGAUUCGAUAUGAAGACGAAAUGAAUACAGUAUAUAAAGGUGUACUGUUCGCUCUUGAUAUGACAACAGGAAAGUCUACCGUGAAAUUAUUUGAAAAUGGCCUGACGUUGUUCUGCAAACUGUGUUCAUGUGGAGAAGAUAUAAUUAAUUCUUCAAUGAUCCAGACCUGCCUCAAACUUAUGGUAUCUCUUCUAAAAGAACAGUUUGUAUCAUCAACUUUGCAAACUAUUAUACUCCGCGGCUUAUUGGAGUGCAUAGGAGAACCGCGAGUUGCUGAAGAAUUCUCACGUUAUAGUAAUAAUAAUGAUGAUAAUGCUGGAGAUUGUUUAUACAAAACUUUUAUUUUACCAAUGUUACAAAUCAAAAAUCUGCCUUUGCGCAUUUUACAUUUACUUCAAGCUAUCGUACGCAAAAUUACUAUUUAUGAAGCCUGUAUAAAUCUACAACAAUUAGUGGAAGACAAAUUACAACCUGGAAUGAAAAUGAAGAAAAAGGAAGAAUCAACGAAUAAUUUCGAUAAUCCAAAAAUAUAUAGUAGUUUUUCUAAUUCAGAUAAAAAUGUACAUGAACUAGUUGAUGUUGAAUCGAUCAUCGAUCGAGUGUGCAAUUGCUUGCAUAUCGUUUCUAAAGCAGCUUUAUAUUAUAUGGCUUUACAUUCAGGGGAAGAUUCCAAUCAAAAUUACCCACCCAUUUUCUCUUUUAAAUAUCUCACUUCUUGCCAUUUUUUUCCAGCUAUUACAAUUAUUAUGUCAUCACACCGAGUGCGUUCAUGUUCGAGGUUUCAUGAAAUGGUGAAUUCAAUCGGUCGACUAUGUGUUAUUUUAAUGGGUGCUCGGAUUAGCAUGCUUUAUCUAGUCAAACAAUUACAACAAACUAAUGAAUUAUUCGGUGACAGUUUAUUAAUUAUAUGGUCAACAAUUUUAUGUCGACAUGAUGGUAUUUCAAUGGAAGAUUCUUUGGAAGCCUAUUCAAAUUCUUAUCCGUUAACGGAUAUAAAUGAAUUGAGGCGAACACCAGGUAUUGGGGAUAUAUGGUUUGGUUUUGGUCAAUCUAAAACAGGUGGAAAUUAUGAUGAGGAUUAUGAUUAUAUGUGUGAUUAUAGCGAAGAUGACUUUACCUUUACAAACAAAAAAGAUUAUGAGGAUUCUGUUUUGAAAAAGGCACGGCGGAUUUUAAAUAUGCAAAGUUGUGGUGCUAUUGGUGCAGAGACUUGUUGUUUGGAUAAUUGUAUUAUUCCAUCCAACCAAUUAGUCAUAUUAUUAACAUAUCAACUAUAUGCUGUCGCUAUUAUUGAAAGAUUGUUGGAAUAUGGAAAAGGAGGAUUAGAAAGCCAAACUUACGUGGAUUACGCCAAAAUAUCGAAAUUACUGAGUGAUUUAUUUGAAUUGACAACAUUUAACGUUGGAAAGCAGGCUGUAGCAUCUACAGUUAUUUAUCUCGAUGCUCUAUCGACCAUUAUAUCUUUUGCAAAUGUUAGUCCAGCACAAGAAUUUGUAUCGGGUUCCGUUUCAAGUACUGACUCUAAUGCUCUAGGACGUAUCUCUUUGGAACUUUUGGAAAUUGUUAUAAAGUUCUCUUCGUCAUUUCCAUUUUUAUUAACACCACAAAUCCAUGAAAUUGUGAAUCCAUUUAUUUCUUCAGAAAGCCACUUACGUUCAUUAUGGGAUCCAAUUGCUGCUUUUCAUGAAACUGGAAAUAUUCAAGGAGUAAUCGAUAUUAUUAAACAUCAAAAAGACUAUCCUGAAUGUUUAAGAGAUCAUAAUUCUGUUAAUCAAAUACUUGUUUCGCUUAGGCUUUUAAUGUCAUAUACAUAUAAUGAAAGUGGUAUUCUGCACAUUUUGAAAGCUCGAAUGGAUGAUUUUAGUGGAUAUGAUAACGGUGACAGUUUUUUGGUUUUCUUAUUAAGGCUUUUAAAUCACGUUGCCGAAGUUCUAUCCGAUUUGAGCGACUUUGUUGUGUAUGCAGAACAUCAAUCUACAUCAGAAUAUAAUUAUACAUCGGAUGGUUUGAUUUCUGAAAAUCAUGACGAGUCCAAAGUUCAAGAAACAUCAAAAUCCAAUGGAAAUAUAUAUGAAAACAGAAAUGAUAAUUCAAAUAAUAAUGCACCUACUUUUAUACAAUCUAUGUUGUCAUCCGAAGUUUUUGAACUUCGAAGAGAAUUACUUGAUGUGGUUUGGUAUAAUUUAAUAUUAAUACGUAGACUACUUCGAUCGGUUUAUGGAAACCCUGAAGGAAGUGCAGCUAAAAGACACUUUAGAGAUAUAUAUGGUGAAAAUGAAUCACCAGAAGACCCUUUACCAUCUCAGAAAAAAUCCAUGGUUCGAAUUUGUGUUGAACCAUGGCUCAUGCUUGUGUCUGCUUUAGAUCAUUUAGACGGACGUUUAAGUGAUCAACUUGGAGCUACUACUUUAUUAAGUAAUGAUCCACCAUUGAAAAAUGGUCAAUCUGCACAGAUUGCACGCAUUCGUGGUCUUAUUUUAGGUUUAUUUGGAUUAUUAACUCAGAUUGUAAUUGAAGAAAAGCCUUUACAAAGUGAUGAAAUGCGAGAAAUAAAUUAUAGAUCUCGUUUUUUUUCCGAAUUUACUGGUCGCCAUGUGGUUAAGCAAUUAGUUGAUUUUAUGUUUGAUGGACCCAACAAUUUCCUUAGUGGAUUGCAUAUACUGAGUGAAAUAUUACCAACACCAUUGCUUUCUCAACGUGUUGAAGGAAACUUGGAAAGUGAUGAAUUUAUUAAUUGGCAGCAAAGUCAACAAGAAGCACGUAUAUUACGAGAUUAUUGGAUUAAGCAAUUACUUCCUUUACGAGACGAUUUAAUUUUCCUCACCAAAAGCAUCGCUCCUUCGAGUUCGAAAAUAUUGCAUAUGAUGCUUCGUACUGUCAUAUGUCAAUUGGUCGAUUUAGAUUUCUUGGAUAUUGGUAUAGGAAGAGGAAUUGUAGCUGUUAUUGUCAACGGCGUACGAGACGCUUUUGAACAAUUCAAUUCGUUUAUUGAAAAGUCAGAAAAGCGGAACAUCGGUGUUAAUAUUGAUGACUUUAAAGGAGAAGAACCCGAAAUGUCGAAUGAUGAUAUGACCAUCUCCUCAGACAUUCAAAUGAAAUUAACAAUAUUUGGACGAUGGAUGAGCCUUUUGACGUCCUUAUGUGGGACAUCAUCCGGAAGGUCAUUACUACUUGAUUCUGUAAAUUAUUGUUUAUUAGAAUGGGUAAAACAUGGGAAAAAUGGUCGACUUCAAAUUCGUUCACUUUUAAUCCUACAGGAAAUCGCAGAAACAGAAAUAGGAGCUUUAUUUAUUCUUUCAAAAAAAUAUUACCGUCAGUUAAUUAGCGAUAUUAUGGCUUGGAUUCCUGAUUUGCUUCGAUCACAAGAUUUACGUAUUCAAGACCUAACUAUUGCGUACCGUUCGAUUAUCUUUAUUCUUACAAUAAUAAGAUAUGUUCUUCCUGAACAAUUGCAACAAGAAUUCCCUUUUUUAAAAGAUAACUUGGGGUCUCUACCUGUAUUAUUUGAUUCACAUAAAGACGCUGAAACAAUUCUCAAGUCAUAUGAAAAUAUUGAGCAACAUAUUGUUGAACUUCCAUAUGAAUCUCAUAAUAUAGAUGAAGAGAUGAUUUAUGAUCAUUUAUGUCAGUCAAUAGUUAAUGUUAUUAAAAGAUUUAAAGAUAAUAUGCAUGACUAUACUCGAGAAUUUAAUGAAAAUGAAAUGAUGUCAAACAUUGAUGAAAAUUCAAAAAAAUUUAAUAUCAGAAUUUCCGAAGUUAUCAAUAAGCUUAAUAACCAUAAUAUUUCCAUAAGGAAAGAAAUUGGAUCAAUAAGCAUUGGGGUAGUUAUUGAUGAUUAUCCGGAUUUCCCAUUUUAUGAUAUUGUAGAUGAUUUCGGCGACGGCGGAUUAUUUAGCUCUCCUGAUUUAGAAAUAGAUUUUGAAGUUUUCGCCAAGGAGAUGUUGCCAAAUUUCCAAUUUCACAAAAAAAUGAAAAUUUCUGGUGAUAGCGCAGCUAAAGGGAGAAAGUUGUUAAAAACACGCACUUUGAGUAAGCUUGGUGGUAUUGCCUAUGAAAGUAAUGCUCGAAGGAAUUUGGGUGGAGGUAAGACUUAUCAAAAAAAUGAGUUUCGAAGCAUCCAUAAUAACAGAAAAGCCAAUACCAGCCGACCUCCUUCGGUUCACGUUGAUGAUUUUAUGUCUGGAAAGAUUCCAGUCAAUCAACAACAUCCUGACAUGUUGUCUACUGCAACCACCACAUCAACUCCAACAAUUCCAACUACAGUAGCUAUUCAACAAAAGAAAACAAAUGCCACGAAUCGUACCCAACCUCAGAAUAAACGAGGUGGAAUAAUAACUGUUACUACUAACACUCAAUUGACUAAUAAUAAUAGAGGGCGAGGGAGAAGACCCAGUACAAGUUCGACAUCAGUACAACGAGGUGCUUCACGUGGUGCUAGUAAUAGUGGGCGUGGCGUAGGUGUGGGUAGAGGUAGUAAUACAACUGCUAGUAUUGUUGGUGGUUGGGAUAUGGGAAGUGGUGGUGCUUGGACUCCAUCCUUGCCAAUAAUAAUGGGCCCACCAAUGAAUAAAUAUAUGGAAUUUGAAAGACGGAUUGAAGGUCAACGUGAUUAUACUCGAUACGAAGGUCAAACGAUGCGUACUGGUUAUUAUGAUAACCAAUAUUAUAGCAUGCCUUCACCAAUGGCUCCGUAUGAUCGUCCUCCAGUACAACAAUCAGCUCCUGGAAUGGGUCCUCGGAUUAAAAAUGGAAGUGAACCCAGACGAACUGUUCCACAAGAAUGGGCAUCUCGUUCUAUGACUUCUCAGCCUACAAGAAGGCCGGAACGACCAUUUG
This is a messenger RNA of Funneliformis geosporum, 6025 nucleotides long. The record is from the annotation of a GenBank genome assembly. Lineage: Eukaryota; Fungi; Glomeromycota; Glomeromycetes; Glomerales; Glomeraceae.